UUGUCGUCGUAACUGUGCAGUUAACGGCGGCUCAGGAGAUAUAAAAGCAUGGCUCACUGACGACGAAGACGGUCAACACGAUCUUGUAUCUGGGCAUCCUUUGGUUCCAUCAAUUGCAAGUUGGCCCUGAGUUCUCACAAUUGGACAAAAUGGGUCUUGCUAAAGUCUUCAGCCUUGUGCUGCCACUCGUGCUUGGGGUUCUAGGAGCCCCUGCCGCUCAGGAGGAGCCCGCGCAUGUCGUGGCCAGACAAGGCGCCGAUCCCCACUGGUACAAGUACUGGGCCAACGACAAGGCCGAGGUCGAAGCUGAGGACCUCAGCGGAGGAGAGUUCACCGUCAACUGGGACGAGCCCAACGGCGGCAAUUUUGUCAUUGGCAAAGGAUACCGGACUGGCUUCGACACGAAGUUCAAUUACUCCGGAACUUUUACACCUGGCGACAACUCGAACACGUACCUUGCACUGUAUGGCUGGACCUACGGUCCGACGAGCGAGUACUAUGUGAUGGAGUCAUUUGGCGUCCACCAUCCUGCAGACAACGCCAAUAGUGUCUGCUACGGACACUUUGAGUCCGACGGAGGCACCUAUGAGGUCUGGGACAAGUACAACGGCAACAUCCACCAGCUGUGGUCCGUGAGGACAACACGCCGUGUUGGCGGGACCAUCACCACCGGCAACCACUUUCGUGCCUUCAAUGCCGUCGGUCUCACCCUGGGGAGACAUGGCGAGAUGGUCAUUGGCAUCGAGGGCCAGUGGGGCGACGGUUCUGCCACCAUCACCGCCGGCGUCCCGCCUGCCACCAAGGUCGUCGAGAGCGCGACACCCACAACCAGGACCCAGGUGUCUACGCGGAAGGGCACCUGCACGGCCACGAUCGAUAUAAGUUAACGUUCCUCGAGCUUGGCGUUGGCAGUCUUGCCCCAUGUACAUGAGGUUGUACUACCUAGUCGGUCUCGGUUUUCAGGGUGAGCGCUGGCCUUUGGGCUGUAACGGCUGUCGA
This is a messenger RNA of Emericellopsis atlantica, 999 nucleotides long. RefSeq names its product concanavalin A-like lectin/glucanase domain-containing protein. Gene Ontology annotation, molecular function: hydrolase activity, hydrolyzing O-glycosyl compounds. The record is from RefSeq and is a predicted model, not a curated record. The transcript is spliced from 3 exons. The coding region runs from base 150 to 887 and encodes 245 amino acids. Gene Ontology annotation, biological process: xylan catabolic process. NCBI's taxonomy places the organism in Eukaryota, Fungi, Ascomycota, Sordariomycetes, Hypocreales, Bionectriaceae.